GGGGGCGGGGAGGGUCCGGCGGCGCUGCAACCUUCCUCUCUGCCAGCCAGCCAGCCAGCCAGGAGGAGCGACGGCCACGACCAGCACCGGGAGCGGCGGCGGAGCGGCCAGCAUGGACUGGGGCACCGAGCUUUGGGAUCAGUUUGACACCAUUGAACGCCAUACCCAGUGGGGCCUGGAUCUGGUGGAGAAAUAUGUCAAGUUCGUGAAGGAGCGGACGGAGAUCGAACAAGCGUACGCCAAACAGUUGAGGAAUCUUGUAAAAAAGCAUCUUCCCAAGAGGACGGCGCGGGAAGACCCGGAAUCAAAGUUCUGCCAGUACCAGGCCUUCUUGCAGGUGGUACGGGAGCUGAAUGAUUUUGCAGGGCAGCGAGAGGUAGUAGCCGAGAACCUUGUGAUGCGGAUAUGCGUGGAGCUCACCAAGUACUCCCAAGAGCUCAAGCAGGAGAGAAAAUUGCACUUACAAGAAGGCCGAAGGGCUCAGCAGCAGCUGGAGAAUUCUUUCAAGCAACUUGAAAAUAGCAAGCGCAAGUUCGAACGAGACUGCAGGGAGGCGGAGAAAGCCGUGCUGAUGGCUGAAAGAUUGGAUCAGGACAUUAAUGCCACGAAAGCGGAUGUGGAAAAGGCCAAGCAGCAGGCCAACCUCCGUAGCCACAUGGCCGAGGAGAGCAAGAACGAGUAUGCGUCCUGCUUGCAGAAGUUCAAUCACAACCAGAGCCAGUUCUACUUUCUGGAGAUGCCGCAGAUCUUCAGCAAGCUGCAGGAGAUGGACGAGUGUCGAGUGCAGCGGCUCAAGGAGGGCUACAGCGUCUUCUCAGACACCGAGCAGCAGGUCUUGCCCAUCAUUGGCAAGUGCCUGGAGGGCAUGAAGGCAGCCGCCGACUUGGUUGAUGAGAAGAAUGACUCGCAAAUGCUGGUCGAUCUUCACAAAUCUGGGUUUGAGAGGCCGGGAGACAUGGAGUUUGAAGACUUCAGCCAGCCCAUGAACCGCACCUCAUCCGACAGCAGCCUGGGCAACCCCCGCGGCACCCUCGAUAGCCGGCUGGACCCCCGCCUGCUGAGCAAGAACAAGACCAAGCGUUGGCCCUUCGGCAGGAAAAACAAGGCGGUACGAUCACAGAAGACUUCCAGCCACCUGCCUCCAGAGCAGAAGAGGAAGAAACUGCAGCAGAAGAUUGAAGAAAAAAAUCGGGAGCUGCAGAAGGAGCUGGAUCAGAGGGAUGCCUUAAAUAAGAUGAAGGACGUCUAUCAGAAGACACCCCAGAUGGGAGACCCCAGCAGCUUGGAGCCAAAGAUCUCAGAGACCCUCGGCAACAUCGAGAGGCUGCACCUAGAAAUCCAGAAGUAUGAAGCUUGGCUGACAGAUGCAGAAGGCAGGAUGCUGAAUAACCGCCCCGACACGGUCACACGGUAUAACCGCCACCUGGAUCAUGCCAGCACCCUGAACAACAACACCUGUUCACACGAGAAGGACAGCCCAGACGCCACCCUCUCCGACGAAAGCCAGGACACCCUGAACCAGCCCAUCUACACGGAAUUUGACGAGGACUUUGAAGAAGACCUGGCCUCUCCCGUGGGCACCUGUGUGGCCUUGUACCAGUUUGAAGGUUCUAGCGAGGGCACCAUAUCUAUGCAGGAGGGUGAAGAGCUCAGCUUGAUGGAGGAAGACAAAGGGGAUGGGUGGUCCCGCGUCCGACGAAGCAAAGGGGGGGAGGGAUACGUCCCCACCUCCUACCUGCGCGUCAGCCUAAACUGAACGGGGGGGGGGGCGGGAGGAGCGAGCGAGCGGCAUCCCAAAAGCUGCGACUUGGACCUUGCGAACCAACCUUGGGGGUGCAGCAUUUCAGGUCGCUCGGUACCUGCCUGUUGGGAAACGUCAAAGAAGGAACACUCUGCCAAAUUACUGCUGCAGAGGUCAGGGAGCGAGAUAAUCGCCUUCCUCCAGAGGAAAAAAAAGCUCUCGGGCGAGAGAGGGGGUGAAAGACGGGCUUCCUUCUGCUAUGCACCCAACUAGUAACGCUUUUCCCUGCACCAGCUUCUGAUGUAAGCACAGCUCUGCCACAGUCCUAGGGAAUGGUUCUCCAGCCAGGAGUGAACAUCACCCCCACACCCAACUCCAUGGACAUUGGAAACAUGGAGCAUAUAAAAAAGGGACGCUCCUUUCUGUCUGCAGAGUGGGGGGCCAGCGGGACUGCUCGAAACAGCUCUUUUCCCUUCCUGCCAGCAAGGCGCAGGCUGAGUGGAGCAGAGCUACCUCUCUCCCUCCUCGAUGCUGCACUCGGCACGCCGUGUCUGCCCCCACAGCGCCUCCAGGCGUGGUGCCUCUGAGAAUGGGUCUGUGGGGGCAUCUGGGCCUCCCACCCCGUGCUGUUGCUGCUGGGCCGGUCUUGGGCUCUCCUUUCACAAGAGGCCCUGCACCUCCGGGAGAACAGCUGUGUGCUUGGGAAGGCUGGUCAGCUGACCUUAGGGGGCGGGGGCAGCUGCCCGCAAGCAAACUUGUGGAGAGGGCAGCCUCCAGGCCAAUUCUGGCUGCUAACCAACAUCCAGGUUCUCUUUCCUUGAAUGCACUUUAUUUGGCCUGGACUCGAGGCCCCUGGCCCACUCUGCCCUUGGAAAGUGCCUAUCUCGAGUCCCUUUCCCAGUGGCCUUUGCAGCCAGGAACACCUGGCACGCUGUGCCCCCUCCCCGCAAUUUCUCUCUCAACCCCUCCCCUUCUCCCCCCCGCUCCCAACCUCUGUAUUUUGUGUGGUGUCUUUAAAAAAAAAUACUAAUGUAUUAGCCUUUUUAUACAGUGACCAAUUUAUUUUACUACUUGGUUUAGCCUAUUGACUGGCAUGAACUGUGCAUACCUGUAGGCCCCUCCCCCAGGGGGUUCCUGAGCCACCUUCUCUCUCUGGAGAUGUAGAAUGUAUUUCCAGGUCAGCCUGGUGCCUUUUUACACACUCUGAAAUUGCAGAUAAAAUUAGCUUAUGGGCUGCCUCUGCA
This is a messenger RNA of Sphaerodactylus townsendi, 2985 nucleotides long. RefSeq names its product thyroid hormone receptor interactor 10 (gene TRIP10). NCBI's taxonomy places the organism in Eukaryota, Metazoa, Chordata, Lepidosauria, Squamata, Sphaerodactylidae. The record is from RefSeq and is a predicted model, not a curated record. Gene Ontology annotation, biological process: signal transduction. Gene Ontology annotation, molecular function: protein binding.